CCCAGACCACUUGCAGAGAGUGGCAGCUUGUAUCUCUACCCAUCAACCGAUUAUCAUCGCGCAAAGUCAAGAGUCAAGACGCUCGAAUCGUGCCAUGCACCACGCUUUAUUUCUCCCUGAAAUUACAUGGAAUAUUUUCGAGUUCUUGAAUCCUUUUCUUUCGGGUCCCGAAGGCUCACAUGAGCCUAAUCCACUUCGUCUGCGGGAUCUCGCAGCAGUUGCGAUAACAUGCCAUGCGUUGAGUGGUCCGGCACUCGACGUGCUAUGGGACACUCAGUUAUGCUUUGGGCCAUUGCUGAUGUGCAUGCCGCCGUCCAUCGUUGGAGUUUGGGAUCGUUGUGUUGACGAACGCAACUCGGAUGAUGAUGCAGUGAGGAUUGUACUUCGGCAUGAACCAGACUUCUUUGAAGACAACCGCGAUGAUUACAGCACCUGAUUCAAGACACUUUGCCCUCGAAUCUGUUACACUUGCUUCCUUAUGCUCGACGCAUUAGGAGGAUAGGUUUGCCUGAAGCCGAAUGUCGAUGGCGUCUUCCCGAAACAUUUUCGAUCCCCUG
Messenger RNA from Suillus clintonianus, 557 nucleotides. RefSeq lists its product as uncharacterized. The transcript has 2 exons. Lineage: Eukaryota; Fungi; Basidiomycota; Agaricomycetes; Boletales; Suillaceae. The coding region runs from base 95 to 436 and encodes 113 amino acids. The record is from RefSeq and is a predicted model, not a curated record.